AUGAUAACGCCUGUUGCGCUGUCUAGUAUUGGCUGGAAAUACUACAUUGUCUUUGCUGUUCUAUUUGCCAGUGUCCCCUUGGUUGUUAUUCCCUUCUUUCCAGAGACAAUGAACCGCAACCUAGAACUGAUCGACUUCGUCUUCAGAGAAGCUGCAACAAUCUGGGAUAUCGUUCCGAUGGCUCGGUCUCUCCCUAAGGGUGAUUCUCGAACAGAGGUUUAA
Messenger RNA from Aspergillus chevalieri, 222 nucleotides. RefSeq lists its product as uncharacterized. Lineage: Eukaryota; Fungi; Ascomycota; Eurotiomycetes; Eurotiales; Aspergillaceae. The transcript has a single exon. Gene Ontology annotation, cellular component: membrane. The record is from RefSeq and is a predicted model, not a curated record. Gene Ontology annotation, molecular function: transmembrane transporter activity. Gene Ontology annotation, biological process: transmembrane transport. Bases 1 to 222 code for a protein of 73 amino acids.